UGGAUCAAGUUCACCACUGGAAGAAAAUUAAAUAUUAAGGAAUUCAACUUUGAGACUUUUUGUUUUGCGGCAUGGAGUGUGUAUACAUUAACGUCGGUGGGACAUUGUUUCAGACGAAACUCUCAACUCUUCAGAAAUACCCUGAUACACUGUUGGGUUCAAUAACAAAUUUAUCCGAAUUUUAUAAUAAGGAACAUGAACAGUUUUACUUUGAUAGAAAUCCAGAACUUUUUAAUACUGUGUUGGACUAUUAUAGAAAUGAUGUUAUUCAUCUUCCAACACAUUUAUGCGGAUGGUUAUGGAAGUCUGAAUUAGAGUUUUGGAAAAUUCCUUUAGCACACAUCUCAGAGUGUUGUUUCCAAACUUACGUCAAAUACGACGAGAAAGAGACUACAGCGACAAAGCUAAGAGAAAUGUUUGCGACAGCGUCAUUUGAAAAUUCCUACUCACCUUCUCCAUUUAAUAAAAUUCGACACAGAAUAUGGCAGUUCAUUGAUGAACCGGCUUCAUCCACGUAUGCUAGGGUAUUUAGCAUCAUUUUUCUCGUCACGGUGGUUGUUUCAGCAAUUAUACCAUGUCUACAAACACACCCAAACGUCCGGAUACAACGCUUCAACGAAACAACGAUAGACCAAUAUAUCCUGCUUAAUCCUGACACAUGGGUUAAUCCUGAUAAUCACAAGGAAGUCCUAUUACUGUCUACAUAUGAGCCGUCUUGGCUUUAUAAUUUGAACUUGUUUACCAUAGUUUUCUUCACAUUGGAAUCUAUUGUACGUUUCGUGUCGUGCCCAUCGAAAUGCAGGUUUUUCUUGGAAUGGUUAAAUGUUUUAGAUCUUUUCUUAAACAUAGUAAUGUGGUCCCGCUUUAUCAUCGCCCUGAGCAUUUCAGAUGUCAUAGCUGAGUCACAACAUGUAAUACUAGUGCAUUUUAUCAGUUUUUGUUCCGCAGCCUCUGUAUUGCGCUUACUUAAGUUUUUUAGGGUUGCAAAACAGUACAAUAGUUUGCGAAUAUUAUUUUUAGCAGUUAGAGCAAGUUUUAAGCAGUUAGGAUUACUUUUGCUGACAUUUAUGAUAAUUGCAUGGGUCUUUUCAAACAUAAUUUACUAUGCUGAAAUCAGACAGCCAGACACGUUCCCUAACAUGUUAGAUGGAUUGUGGUGGUCAAUGGUUACCAUGACUACAGUAGGUUACGGUGAUAUGUAUCCGAAAGGGCCAUUGGGGCGUGUCGUUGGAGCCACGUGUGCGAUGAUUGGCAUACUUGUUAUAGCUAUGCCAAUAGCAGUCAUUGCAGGGAAUUUUGAUGAUCUCCAUAAGACAAACAAUGAACGAGAAAGUUAUAACAGGAUUCAGAAAGAGAAGGAAACAGAAAGAAAAGAAUCAAUUAAUUCAGCACUUUCCAAAGAGAACAAAAUUGUUCCAUUCAUGAAGUCAAAAGAAGAAAAUAAUACGGAAAAUUUUCUAACUAUCAAAAUGUAAUAAAUUACCAUUUCAACAUGUUUAAAUAAAUGGCUCAUUAUUUA
Mytilus trossulus (common blue mussel) is the source of this 1519-nucleotide messenger RNA. Its product is annotated as potassium voltage-gated channel protein Shaw-like. The record is from RefSeq and is a predicted model, not a curated record. Gene Ontology annotation, biological process: protein homooligomerization; potassium ion transmembrane transport. Gene Ontology annotation, cellular component: voltage-gated potassium channel complex; membrane. NCBI's taxonomy places the organism in Eukaryota, Metazoa, Mollusca, Bivalvia, Mytilida, Mytilidae. The transcript has 2 exons. The coding region runs from base 72 to 1475 and encodes 467 amino acids. Gene Ontology annotation, molecular function: voltage-gated potassium channel activity.